Molecule: messenger RNA, 1607 nt
Organism: Triticum aestivum (bread wheat)
Lineage: Eukaryota; Viridiplantae; Streptophyta; Magnoliopsida; Poales; Poaceae
Product: serine/threonine-protein phosphatase 7 long form homolog
Exons: 7
Coding region: 66-1607 (513 amino acids)
Biological process (GO): meristem maintenance; meristem development
Source: RefSeq, a predicted model, not a curated record
UCCUUACCUGCUUAGUAGAUAGAUGGAGACCAGAAACACAUACGUUUCACUUUCCUUGGGGAGAGAUGGCGCCUACUUUACAGGAUGUGUCUUACUUGUUGGGAUUACCUCUGGCCGGUGCUGCCAUAGGUCCCUUAGAGGCAGAAUCUGGGUGGCAAGCAGCGAUGCAGACCCGUUUUUUGGCUGCAGUCCCGACUGCUAGGGCUAUAGACAACGAUCCUCAUGGACCUCUUUUUAGAUGGUUGAGCCAGUUUCAGAUUGUCUCGUUAGGACAUCCCGACGUUCAGUUGUCGGAGGCUCAGAUUGACCGGUCCCUAGAGGCAUAUAUUCUUUGGCUAUUCGGCAAGACAAUGUUUACGGAGAACCACGUGACCACUGUCGAUGCACGACUCAUCGGUAUUGCACGAGAGAUAGCUGACGCACGUUGCCCUGCGGAUAUUCUACAGAGGAGUUUUGGUUCUGCUGUGUUAGCGGCUACGUACAGAGGCCUGUGCAAAGCUUGCUUGUUGAAGUCUAGAAAAUCUAGUCUUGUUGGAUGUCCAUUAUUGUUGCAGCUUUGGUCAUACGAGAGGUUCCCUAUUGGACGACCCUAUGUCUACAUUGAUAAACCUUUUGGUUUGGAGGACUUAGCUGGGACUUAUGUGCCUGCUAUCGGCGACUUACCUACUAUGGGAUCUGUUUGGACACGGCGAGAGUUUGCGCAUACUCAGGUUAGGGGAUGCUACCCGUCCUUCAUGGCGCAGUUUGAUAGUUUGCACGAGGAUCAAGUUAUUUGGGAGCCAUACUCGCCUCAGGCUAUAUCAUCGAGGUACCCAGUUGGGAUUUCUGGAUUGUGCACUAGAGAUCGGCACUUUUGGAUGACCAAGGCCAAGUUGGUGUUCGACGUGACGGUUGAGGAGAUGUCUCUUCAUAGGGUGAUGAGACAGUUCGGUCUAUAUCAAGAGCCUGCGAUUCCAGAUAUUCCACACUUGCCAGACCACGUGCACAAGGACAGUCGCCUAGGAGGAAACAAGUCCAUGACUUAUUGGCUUGAGAGCAUUACCCCUUACGUUGACGAAUGGACUACCGCUGCGACAAAUAUCUGGGGUGAGGUUCGGCCCUUUAACUGGGAAAUGUUUGGGUUGUAUCUGCAGCGUUACCGGCAUACAACGAGGAUCUACUUGGUUCCAUCAGCUGCUACUGAUCAGAUCGAAGCCCCUCUCACCAGCGAUAUGUACCCAACUACUCUGUUGUGGGAACCAGACACCACGCGACAUAUUCGCUUGGUUGUCUAUUCGUGGUGUCUAUCAUACAACGAGCAUAUAAUUGGUUCAUUCUUUGUGUACAGGCAGUCACUGAUGCUUACUGGUGGUGCUUCGUUCAUGCAUUUGUAUCAAUUUUACUUUACCGCAGGCGGCAACCAGUCGCAACCAUUCAUGCAUUCAGAGCAGUCACCGAUCCUUAGUGGUGGUGCUUCGUACUUUGAGGGCGACCGCGAGGAUGAUGACCAAGCUACAAACAUUUAUGGCUUCUCGCAGACAGUGUUUCACACUCCACCACCACCACUGAGGCAGGAGACACAGACCGUGACAGACGAGUUACAUUUCCAAAUAGACUACAACCGAUAA